Messenger RNA from Corticium candelabrum, 1392 nucleotides. RefSeq lists its product as uncharacterized. NCBI's taxonomy places the organism in Eukaryota, Metazoa, Porifera, Homoscleromorpha, Homosclerophorida, Plakinidae. The coding region runs from base 43 to 1179 and encodes 378 amino acids. Gene Ontology annotation, molecular function: GTP binding. The record is from RefSeq and is a predicted model, not a curated record. The transcript has a single exon.
GCUAUGUGAGAUUAGCAUAAGCGCGUGUCUCUCCUAGACGGCAUGUCUGACUCAACGGUUCCAUGUUACAAGCGAGUUGUUGUUUUCAUUGGCAGGACAGGAUCAGGAAAAUCUACUUGUGCAAACGCUUUGGCGGGCGACUUUGAUUCAUUCAAAGAAAGCGACGGUUCGGUAAGCGAAACGAAGUUCGUGGAAGCCAAAACAGUUCGUGUCGAUCGGGCAGAAGGAAAAGUCUACGAUGUGAAGAUUGUAGACACGAUUGGCAUCGCUGACACUAAACUGUCUCCUGACGAAGUCUUGCAGCGACUCGCGGCCGCCUGCCAUGAAUGCAAAGAAGGAAUCAAUGCCGUGCUGUUUGUCACAGGUGGACGCAUUACAAAAGAAGAAGCGGAUGCUUGGGAAAUCAUGUGGCAAGUUCUGUUUGGAAGCGAAGUUUUUGAGCAUACAGCUAUAGUACGAACAAAUUUUAAAAAGUUUCAAGAUCCGAAUAAAGUCGCAAACGACAAAAAGACGUUAAGAGAAGAAGGAGGACCUGCUGCAAACAGAAUCUUGCCCUUUGUGAAACACUUUCUGUAUGUUGACAAUCCACCUGAAGAGUACGGAGGGAAAGAAAUACGUGAGAAAUCACGCGACAUCUUACUUACACAUCUGAUCGUCAACUGUGAAAAGGUUUUCAAACCGCCGGCUAGGCGGGAGGUCGAUCAACGAAUUUCCCAGCACGCAAACGCCCAUCAAGAAGCAUUACAGAAGCAAGCACAAAUGGAAGCUGAGCUAAAACAAGCUCACGAGGAAAACGAACGACUCCGGAUUCAAGUCGAAGUAGACAAAGCUAUCAGAAAAAAAAGGGAAGAUGCAGGCAAAGCAAUGGCGCUAUCAAUGAAGGCCAUGAUUAAACAACAAGCAGACUUAGCAAAGAAAAGCAAACAGGAUCAAGAACAGCUAGAAGCUAAACUAAAGAAAAUUCGCGAUGAAAUGGAACAACUCCAGAUUCAAGUACAAGUAAACAGACAGAGAGAAGAAUUACACAAGGCAACUCUAGAUAUAAUAAAAGAAAUAAAGAAGCUAGUACAGCUAGAAGCUGAGAAAGCGAAAGCUCACGAUGAAAUGAAAGGACGCCGGCUUCAAGACGAAAUAUACAGAGCUAACAGAGAGAAGGAAUCAAGCAAAGCAAAGGCGUGAGAAAUGGAGCGGAAAGAAAAAGUACUGUCAUUAGGUGGAUUUGGCAGAGGAGCUAGAUUCACCGCCGAGGACAAUUGUUCUGUAAUGUGACUUAAUUAAUUGAUUAAUUAUGAAACUCUGCACGCUAAUACUAUAGCAACUGUCUUUACUGCUUGCAUGUGUCUCGAGCUAACUUUAAAUAGAGUCCCGGUGUUACAGGGAUUUGUACAUGUG